CCCGCCUUGUCACCACUCGACCACUCCGGCACUCCGCCGCCUCUCCCCCCUCUCCCCACUCCCCUACUCGUGAUUCCGCCUCCAGAACCUUCCGCCCCACCUCGCUAAACCCUAGCCCCAGUGCCCUCCGGCGCCGCCGCCGCCGCCGGACCAUGGACCCGCUGAACCUGCCGCUGCCGGCCGCCUUCCGGAUCCUCCUCCACACCGAUGAUGAGGACCAGUGGCCUCCGGAGGCGACCCUCCUCGUCGCGGCCCACCACGGCAACGUCCGCCGCCUCAAGGAAAUCGCGAGGCGCAUGGACGUCGGUGGGAGGGGGAUCCAUUCGAUGCUGCGCCGCACAGCCUACAAGGGCUUGAACGCCCUACACGCCGCCGCCGGUGGGGAGGGCCUGCUGCCAAUCUGCCGGUACCUGGUUGAGGAGGCCAAGAUGGACGUCAACAAGCGUGACACCUUCACGGGGAAGAACAUGACACCCCUGCAGCAUGCGGUGUUCAGUGGGAACCUCCCUGUUGUGCGGUACCUUCUUGAUCAUGGUGCUGAUCUCCAUCAAGAAGGGAAUCUGGAAGGUCACGAUGGAUUAACUGCUCUUCAUACAGCUGCAUUGAAAGGACGGUGUGCAAUAGCAAAAUUUCUGCUUUCUAGGGGAGCUUACGUUGAUGGCAAAUCAUGCCAUCCGACACCAGUACAUCUUGCAGUUCUUGGAGGACAUGAUAGUACUCUGAAGAUUUUGUUGGACCACAAUGCAGAUCCCAACAAGGAAGUAAACCUAUCAACACCUUUGGUUGCAGCAUUACACGCUCCUUCCUUGUCUUGUUUGAAACUAUUGAUUCAGGCUGGAGCUAAAGUGAAUGGAAUUGGUAAUCCUUUGGCACUUGCUGCACGUAUAGGCUUAACUGAGGCUAUUAAGUGCUUGUUGGAGGCUGGUGCAAACCCCAACACUCCUGACAUGUAUGGUAGAAUUCCAGUAGAGUGGGCUGCUGUGUAUGGCACAAGUGAAGAUGUUGAAAUUCUGUUCCCAUUCACUUCCCCAAUUCAAUCUGUGACAAAUUGGAGCGUUGAUGGAAUAAUCAAUCACAUGAAACUGGAAAGAAAGCAACUAGAGGAUGAUGAUUUUGUUGAAACAAGAAAGUCUGAGCUGAAAAAACAGGGUGAUGAUGCAUUUGGGAUGCAAGAUUAUAUAAAUGCAUCGGCAUUCUACACACAGGCAAUGAGGGUGGAUCGUUAUGAUGCUGAAUUGUUUGCAAACAGGAGUCUUUGCUGGCUCCGCAGAGGUGAUGGGAGAAGGGCUUUGCGAGAUGCAGUUAGAUGCAAGAUACUGCAGCCAAAGUGGGCAAAGGCCUACUUCCGAUAUGGACAAGCUCUGAUGCUCAUGAAGGACUAUGAAAAAGCAUGUGCCAAAAUCGCUGAAGGUUUAGAGCUGGACCCUCUGAAUGAUGAGCUCGAUAAGCUAUACUGGGAGGCAAUGGAGCUGAAGAACGGCGGCACUGAGGCGGCUUAGAGAAAGCACACGUGAUCUGAAAACUGGAUCUCCAUUUUCCUUUUUUUUUUGGAUGUUUUUGAGCUUUGGGUAGAAACACUCGGUGGUCAGUAGUUUGCAGCUAGACACACUGUGCGCAGCGUAUCAGGAUCUGCUGUACUCUGGAACGGGCAGCGCUUGGUGUUCUUUGUUGCCAGGUUUGGAAGCCUGCUGUGAUACUUGGAGAAUAGCUAGUCUAGAGGUAGUUGUCACUUGCAACGUUUACAUGGUACCUGAGUGGCUGACUCACGAUGUGUUCAGUUCACCUAUAUAUAUGAUGCUGGCUGGGAGCAUCACACGACGUGAAGGAUUUUUUCUGGGCUUCAAA
This is a messenger RNA of Panicum virgatum (switchgrass), 1845 nucleotides long. Its product is annotated as ankyrin-1-like. The transcript has 12 exons. The record is from RefSeq and is a predicted model, not a curated record. Bases 153 to 1499 code for a protein of 448 amino acids. Gene Ontology annotation, molecular function: protein binding. Lineage: Eukaryota; Viridiplantae; Streptophyta; Magnoliopsida; Poales; Poaceae.